Messenger RNA from Dipodomys spectabilis (banner-tailed kangaroo rat), 2040 nucleotides. RefSeq names its product mitochondrial calcium uptake 1 (gene Micu1). Lineage: Eukaryota; Metazoa; Chordata; Mammalia; Rodentia; Heteromyidae. Gene Ontology annotation, biological process: mitochondrial calcium ion homeostasis; calcium import into the mitochondrion. Gene Ontology annotation, cellular component: uniplex complex. The transcript has 12 exons. The record is from RefSeq and is a predicted model, not a curated record. Bases 102 to 1535 code for a protein of 477 amino acids. Gene Ontology annotation, molecular function: calcium ion binding.
UGAUGGUGGGAGGAGCACAGAGAGGCUGAUCCGGGCUGUCUUUGUGGUUGUCAGAGGCGAGCGGCGUUGACGGAGUUGCUGGUGAAGCUGGAGCGGACGGGAUGUUUCGUCUUAACUCACUCUCUGCAUUGGCAGAACUGGCUGUGGGCUCUCGAUGGUACCAUGGGGCAUCACAGCCCACCCAGACCAAGCGAAGAUUAAUGAUAGUGGCUUUUCUGGGAGCUUCUGCAGUAACUGCAAGUACUGGCCUCUUGUGGAAAAGGGCUCAUGCAGAAUCACCAUCAUGUGUAAACAAUCUAAAGACUGACAUUGGUGAUAAAGGAAAGAAUAAAGAUGAAGGGGAAGUUUGUAACCAAGAAAAAAAGGCUUCAGAUAAUGGUGUUGAGCCAUAUUCAGAAGAGAAAAAGAAGAAACGUUCUGGAUUCAGAGACAGAAAAGUGAUGGAAUAUGAGAAUAGGAUUCGAGCCUAUUCCACACCAGACAAAAUCUUCCGAUACUUUGCUACCUUGAAAGUAAUCAAUGAGCCUGGUGAAACAGAAGUGUUUAUGACUCCACAAGAUUUUGUGCGAUCUAUAACACCCAAUGAAAAACAACCAGAACACUUGGGGUUGGAUCAAUACAUAGUAAAACGCUUUGAUGGGAAGAAAAUUUCCCAGGAACGAGAAAAGUUUGCUGAUGAAGACAGUAUAUUUUACACCCUUGGAGAGUGUGGGCUCAUAUCCUUUUCAGACUACAUUUUCCUUACAACAGUUCUUUCCACUCCUCAAAGAAAUUUUGAAAUUGCCUUCAAGAUGUUUGACUUGAAUGGAGAUGGAGAAGUAGACAUGGAGGAGUUUGAACAGGUUCAGAGCAUCAUUCGUUCCCAGACCAGUAUGGGUAUGCGCCACCGAGAUCGCCCUACUACUGGUAAUACCCUGAAGUCUGGCUUGUGUUCAGCCCUCACAACCUACUUUUUUGGAGCCGAUCUCAAGGGGAAAUUGACCAUCAAAAACUUCCUUGAAUUUCAGCGUAAACUUCAGCAUGACGUUCUGAAGCUAGAGUUUGAACGCAAUGACCCUGUGGAUGGGAGAAUUACUGAGAGGCAGUUUGGCGGCAUGCUACUGGCUUACAGUGGAGUGCAGUCCAAGAAGCUGACCGCCAUGCAGAAGCAGCUCAAGAAGCACUUCAAAGAUGGCAAGGGUCUGACAUUUCAGGAGGUAGAGAACUUCUUUACUUUCCUAAAGAAUAUUAAUGAUGUGGACACUGCCCUGAGCUUUUACCAUAUGGCUGGAGCAUCUCUUGAUAAAGUGACCAUGCAGCAGGUGGCCAGGACCGUAGCUAAAGUGGAACUCUCAGACCACGUGUGUGAUGUGGUGUUUGCGCUCUUUGAUUGUGACGGCAAUGGAGAGCUGAGCAAUAAGGAAUUUGUUUCCAUCAUGAAGCAACGGCUGAUGAGAGGUCUAGAGAAGCCCAAAGACAUGGGCUUCACCCGCCUCAUGCAGGCCAUGUGGAAAUGUGCACAGGAAACUGCCUGGGACUUUGCUCUGCCCAAAUAGUAACCCAAAACUUCAAAAGGGUGCCAUCUCUUGCACCCCAAAGACCCCGGAUCCUCCAGAGCAGCCUCUGCAUAGCCCUUUGUGCUGCUGCUUUGGGGACUAGUGCUCCCUGCUUCCUGGGAAUGACCUCAGGGUUCCACUAGCUUCCCCUCUUCCCACUUUCCCUGUCCCAGAGCUCUGCUAGGCCCCUUCACCACCUAAAAAUCUUCCACACACCUGCCAGCCCUGGGAAACAGCCAGUUCUCAAAUCAUUUCUGCCAUGGGUUUAGAUGAACAAGAAUAUCCCUUGCUCUUCCUCCUGCUACUGUUUUUAAGUGGCAAGUUGGAAAAAUCAAGUCAGACAAGAAGUGAUGAAUGAUAAUGAAGAUGACCCCAGCAUCCUGAGUUGGCAGGAAGCCUGGCCUGAAAAAGAAUCUGUGUCAGACACAGGGCAGCUCUAAUAUUCCCAGAAGGCCUUGUGCUCAAUGAGAACAGAGUAGAAAUCCAAAUUUAAGUAGCUGCUUCA